This is a messenger RNA of Epinephelus moara (kelp grouper), 2901 nucleotides long. Its product is annotated as STKc_SGK domain-containing protein. The transcript has 13 exons. The record is from RefSeq and is a predicted model, not a curated record. NCBI's taxonomy places the organism in Eukaryota, Metazoa, Chordata, Actinopteri, Perciformes, Serranidae. Bases 216 to 1457 code for a protein of 413 amino acids. Gene Ontology annotation, biological process: protein phosphorylation. Gene Ontology annotation, molecular function: phosphatidylinositol binding; ATP binding; protein serine/threonine kinase activity.
AGUUAUUUGCCUAGCAAUCGAGACUUUCUCCGUCCAGAGCUGCAGUGAGAGCCAUUGACAAAAGAAGACGGAGAAGGAGAGGGAGGAAUAUUUUACAGGAGGACCACAUCUCUCUCAUGCACUCAAUCACCUGGACGCUGUACAGCAGCAGCCAGACGUUCAUUCAUCAGAGACUCUCUGCCCGAUAGCGAAUAUAAUCAAACACUUAGGAGGACAUGAAGACUGGCAAGAAAUCCUUCAUAGCUUUCAUCAAGGAGAGAAAAAUGGGGUUGAAUGACUUCAUCCAGAAGCUGGUGUCUACCCCACAUAUCUGCCAACAUGUUGAAGUCAACAACUUCCUGAAGAUUGAUGAGAAUCAAAAUGAGGAGGAUGGAAAUGAUCAACUUCCUGAAAGUCUGAUGUACCUAAAUUCGCGAAGUUCACUGGCUGAGGACACUCAGAUCAAACCCUGUGAUUUUGACUACCUCAAAAUCAUCGGCAAAGGCAGCUUUGGAAAGGUUCUGCUGGCUCGACACAAGGAGUCUGCCAAAUACUACGCUGUCAAAGUGCUACAGAAAAAAAUCAUCAUGAAGAAGAAAGAGCAAAAGCAUAUCAUGGCUGAGCGCAGUGUGCUGAUGAAGAACAUCAAGCAUCCCUUCCUGGUGGGGCUGCACUACUCCUUCCAGACCACUGACAAGCUGUACUUUGUGCUUGACUAUGUCAACGGUGGAGAGCUGUUCUACCAUCUCCAGAGAGAGCGGAUCUUCCUGGAGCCCAGAGCCAGGUUCUACGCUGCUGAAAUUGCAAGUGCACUUGGCUACCUCCACUCCCUGCACAUUGUGUACAGGGACCUGAAGCCUGAGAACAUCCUGUUAGACUCACAGGGUCACAUAGUCCUCACAGACUUUGGCCUCUGCAAAGAAGGCCUUGAGGCCAACGGUACAACAACAACCUUCUGCGGGACACCAGAGUACUUGGCCCCUGAGGUUCUCCAGAAGCAGGCGUACGACCGCACAGUUGACUGGUGGUGUCUGGGAUCAGUGCUCUACGAGAUGCUCUAUGGACUGCCCCCGUUCUACAGUCGCAACACAGCUGAGAUGUAUAACAACAUCCUGCACAAGGCUCCUGUGCUCAAGCCCAAUGUGUCAAAUGCAGGCAGGGAGCUGCUCGAGGGGCUCCUGCAGAAGGACCGCACCAAGAGGCUGGGAGUGAAGGAUGAUUUUCUUGAACUCAAGUACCAUUCCUUCUUCUCUCCAAUCAACUGGGAGGACCUGAUGGCGAAGAAGAUCACGCCUCCAUUCGUCCCUACAGUGACUGGCCCCACAGACCUCCGACACUUUGACCCCGAGUUCACCCACCUGCCCGUGUCCUCCUCUCUGUGCAACGACACCCUGACUGUGACCAGCAGCGUCAAGGAAGCAGCCGGAGCUUUUCCAGGCUUCUCUUACGGGCCUCCAGCAGAACACUCCUUCAUGUGAACGCCAGCAUCUCGGGAGGGAGCUCACAACAAACAGGACACAAGCUCUGGGUUGAGAGUCUUACUUUGACAGAGGGACCACACUGGAGCAGCCUGUUUGGGGAGACAUUACAGAGCCUGAUUAGAGGAUCUAACUGACAGAAAGGACAUGAAUUCCGGGGGGGGGGGGGGGGGGGUAGAUCUUGAAGGAUCUUGUGCAUAAAAAGUGUACAGAUGGGGACUCUCAUGUUACCACACCACUGGCCCUACUCUUCUGCCUCAACCAUCUGAUACUACAUUACAUGUGCCAACGGUGGAUGCACUCUGGGGUCAUAAAACAUCACUGUCACAGCUACUGGUGAAGUGACAUGAAGAGAAGUGCCUGAGGUUCGAAAGGCAGUUUGGACGGGAAGAGCUGGCUUUAUCAAAAAACCACAAAACCCUUUCACCUGUUUGGACAUUUGACCAGGGCGCUAGCCGUUAAGGUGGAUGCCUUCUUCAGAUGUAUGUUAAAACUGUUCUUGUUUCAAAGUUCACAACGCAUUGUUAUUUUCAUGUGAAUGCUCAAUUGCACUUGAGGAAACAAGGGUCAAGAAAAGUUCCGCUUUAACCACACAUCUGUGUAUCUUUCAUCUUUUUAUUUCAUAUCUCUGCUUGGGACGAAGAAAUAACAGCAUUUCGAUAUUUUACACUAAUAUCUGGACCAAACAGUUAACUGUGGUAUGCUUUAACACAAACACUUUUUUUGACCAGCUUGUCCUCAUCAACUGAAGAUCAAAGUUUUACCGUACUGUGUAGAAGAAAAAAGUUACAUAUAUUUUACUGCAAAACCAAAAGGUUUUCUGUGUUUUAAUAACUACAAACAUUCACUCUUUACUUUUAAGGCAGUUCUGCAUAUAUUAUAAAUAAGUUAUAAAUGUCUAGAUUAAUAUUAUAUAUUUCCUGUAUAGCAAUACAUUUUAUUUUUUCCAAUUUAUUUUUCAUUUACAACCAGUUACUGUGUUUAUCUAUAUCUGCUGUUUAUGAAGGACGUUUCUCUUUGAUCAGGAGAGUGCGAUACAGAGUUCAACCAGCAAUAACAGGCCCACAUCAAUGAUAGCACAUACUGUAUAUCAAACUCCUUUUAAAAUUUAAGUGAUUGCUGUUUUAUUGCAAACACUCCAGAUGAAAAAUCUAAUGAUAUUAAUGUUUUUGUAUUUAUGCAUCAUGUAGAGAAGAACUGUGAAUGUCUUGUGCCUGUCCAGGGCGGCCUGAUCCAUAUUUACUGUAUGUUCAUAUCUCUUUUCCCUGAACCUCUCGGUCCCUUUCUGGAAAGUAAUCUGUAUAAAAGAAAGUGCUUCAUUAACUUGAAGAAAGAACCACCAGGUGGAGCAGGCGCUGGCUUUUCACUUACAGUGUUAAGCCACUGGCCUACUGCGUAACAUGGUUCUGGAAAGUGCAAUAAAAUUGUGUUAACUCAGAAAGAA